Debaryomyces fabryi is the source of this 1248-nucleotide messenger RNA. RefSeq lists its product as uncharacterized. The coding region runs from base 1 to 1248 and encodes 415 amino acids. The record is from RefSeq and is a predicted model, not a curated record. The transcript has a single exon. Gene Ontology annotation, cellular component: endoplasmic reticulum. NCBI's taxonomy places the organism in Eukaryota, Fungi, Ascomycota, Pichiomycetes, Serinales, Debaryomycetaceae.
AUGAAAUUUUCCAGUUGCUUAGCAUUGCCCUUACUUGUUUCAUCAGUAUGGGCUACGAAGAAUGAUGCAGCAGUUUAUCAAUUGAAUUCUCAAGAAUCAAGUAAAGCCCCUGUUGUGACUAACAAAGAUGUCUUGCUCUACUUAUCAGAUAGGUUUGAUAUUUCUGAUUACUAUAAAAUAGGUGAUAAUAGAGACGAAGUCAUCGAAUUUAUUGAUCAACAGAAUGAGCUUAUCAACUCCAAAAACACUGACAAUGCUAAAUUACUUGUGUUGAUUAAUGGAGUUUCGAACCCAAAUGAAGUUUUCCAAUCCAUUAAACCAGCAUUUAAAAUAAAGGGAUCUAAUGGAUAUUUAAUCCAUUCUAUUAUGACCAAAUUUCCAAAACAAAUUGCAACUAUUGGUAAUUACAGUUAUAUCCCUUUAACUAAUGAAAUUAGACUAGUAUCUAAACAUCAUCAAGACAAUUCAUUGUUGAAGCAUUUCGAAUAUUUUAAUGAAAAGCUCGUGGGAAUUUGGAAUUCAUUUACAAAGACUGUGGAAACUGAUAAUCAAAUCAUCUUAACUAACAAGGUUCACCAAGACGCUACUACAUUGAAGUUGAUUAAUGACAAAUUGUUUAUAAAUGAAUUAUCACAAUUAGUGCACUUGAAUGCAGUGGCGCCAAAUAGUGGUGAUUCUAUGUUUAUCAACUUGAAUUCAUUAUUCUCUCUUGGUAAGAAGACUGGAUAUGAUUCGGAAACUUACAAUCUUUCAGUUAAAGUAUUAUCAGAUUACUUGGUUGCGUUAUCAGCUAAAUAUGAUAUUUCUGUCAUUGCAUUACCUGUUGAUAACAACAACAAACACUUAAGUAACCACUUACAAAAGAGAGGUCAAGAGCUAAACGAAAUUUUCAAAGAAAGUAAUGUCAACAAGAGAGCUUCCAAUAAUGGUGUAUGCUUUUCUUCUGAAGAUGCGUGUAAAGUUGGCACUUCAAGUUGUAAUUCCCACGGAAAGUGUGCCAAAGUUAAAUCAGGAUGUUGGUCCUGUGUUUGCGCUGCUACUCUUAAUGAAGCCAAAACAAAGACUACUAACUGGUCUGGCUAUGAUUGUAGUAAAAAGGAUGUUUCAUCAGAAGCCAAUUUGCUCUUGUGGACAACUUUAGCUUUGUUGAUUUUAUUUAUUGGUGGUAUAAAAUUAUUAUACAGCGUCGGUAAUGAAUCAUUACCUGGUGUUUUAGGAGCUGCUACCGUUUCUAAAAAGUCACAAUAA